Molecule: messenger RNA, 2304 nt
Organism: Panicum virgatum (switchgrass)
Lineage: Eukaryota; Viridiplantae; Streptophyta; Magnoliopsida; Poales; Poaceae
Product: TATA box-binding protein-associated factor RNA polymerase I subunit B-like
Exons: 6
Coding region: 67-2193 (708 amino acids)
Biological process (GO): RNA polymerase I preinitiation complex assembly; nucleolar large rRNA transcription by RNA polymerase I
Cellular component (GO): RNA polymerase I core factor complex; RNA polymerase transcription factor SL1 complex
Molecular function (GO): RNA polymerase I core promoter sequence-specific DNA binding
Source: RefSeq, a predicted model, not a curated record
GAGGCCUGGAGGUUGGAGGAGUGUGCUCGUGCCCCGGCAUUGCCGCACCGAACCUUCGAGCCAUGCAUGGACUACAACCCGGGCGGCGCCUCCCCCGACACCUACGGCGGCGGCGGAAGUAUCCACCUGGUGUGCCCAGGCUGCAAAAUCGGCGACGACUACACAGCCGACGACGCGGAGGAUGGCUUCUUCACGUGCCGCAUGUGCUCUGCCGUCCACACCACGCAGGCAACCGUCGCCGACCCCCACGACUUCCAAGCCACCGGCAACAUCUCCGUCCGCCGCGUCGACACCCAGCCCGGCCGCAAGCUCGGCAUCCCCACCCCCUCCGCCUACCCGAGGACCCCUCACGCCACGCCAGGCUCCCGCCACGCGCCCGCCGCCGCGUUCGACGACUUCGUGAAGCAGAGCGAGCCGCGGGACUUCGCGCCCGUCGCCGGGGCGUGGAGGGAGCCCGAGGAUUUGGCGGCGCGGGUGCGCUGGCGCUACGUGAGGGGGCUCCAGGUCAUCCUGCAGCUGCAGCUGGAGGCGCUGGUGCAGCGGCACCGGGUCGGCGCGCUCGUGUGUGGCGUCGCCGGCACCAUCUGGGUGCGGUGGGUCGCUGCAUCCAAGGUGUUCGACGAUAUGUGGGCGCGCCAGGUGAUCGCGGAACACGAUGCCGCGGGGAGAGAGAAGCGUUCUGGUGGUGGAGAUAACAAUAAUAAACCUGACGAGGUGAAGUCUGAAUGGGAGGAUGAUAUCUUUCCACGACAAAAAGACAGGCGAAGGGUUGAGUUUGCCAUUCUGCGCUCACUGAGGAUGUUGCUGCCCGUUUACUCAACACUAGCAGUCUGUUUCCUGGCCUGUCAUAUUGCCCGUGAAGCCAUCCUACCUACUGACAUUUACAAGUGGGCAAUGGAAGGGAAGAUCCCUUAUCUGGCAGUGUUUACUGAAGUAGACAGGCUCCUUGGGAGCUCGCGGCAACUGCAUGACUGCCCUUUGGAUGCAGGGCAACUGUUCAGGCCGGUGCGAGUUAUUGGAGCAUGGCAAUUGGAAGCUUCGGCUGGAUCCAUAGCACAAAGAGUAGGCUUGAGGCUUCCUUCAGUUAACUUCUAUGCAAUUUCUCAACGUUGCUUGAAGGACUUGUCUCUGCCUGUAGAUAAAAUCCUUCCUCAAGCAUGCCGAAUUUAUGAGUGGGCAACGCCUGCAGAACUAUGGUUGUCCAGUAAUCCUGCUAGAGUCCCUACACGGGUUUAUGUGAUGGCUAUACUAGUAGUGACUCUACGAGUUCUGUAUAACAUCAACAGUCAAGGGAUAUGGGAGAAGAUUUGUGAGGAAGGAAGAAACACAGGUAGAUCUGAUCCUGAUGCAAAUGCACCGACUUUCAAGAAACUUGAUGACAGUAACAGUGAGGAGUUUGGCAUGAGAGAACUAUUAUGUGCUAUUGCAGAUGCCUAUGAAAAAAUCAUUGUUUCACAUGGUCUUGGUCCUCCUUCCUGCUUGGAAGUGAAAAAGCUAAUGUUUGCUAAAACGAAGACUAGCACAUGUGGUUACCGUACAUCAUUCUGUGUCUCAAAUCUUCACAAACAAAGCACAAGUUUCUUACACUACGUGAUUGUCACUCCUGACUACUUGAGUGACCUCCAAUCUUAUCUCAAAUACUGCAAGGAAGUUAUUUUUACUGGGAUUACAGUUUCAACGGAAAAGGAGCAUCUAAUAGAGAUCUUUUCAGAUAUGUACAAAGCCAGAGAGGAUGACAAUCCAAAAGAGCAUGUAAAAUCCCAGUCUCAAGGUACUGAAGAAACUACAAUUACAAAAGGAGUGAACAAGCGCUACCGAGAUGGAACAUUUGUUGAAGCAAGUUGUACUUCCUCAUCUUCAGGUCAUGACCCAAUGCAAAUCCUCGUGUCAGAGAUGCAAGAUCAUGGAUUUCAUUAUAUGCCACCUAGGAAACCGAGGAAAUCAGAUGGUUAUCUUCGUUAUAGGAGGAGGAGACUAAGUGUUGGCUUUAUGUAUGUUGCGCAUGCUGAUUACUACAUGUUGCUGCGUGCUUUUGCAAAGCUUGCAGAAAUUGAUGCUCGUAUCAUGCAUAUCAGUGUGUUGAAACUUGAGAGGGGUCUCGCAUGUAUUGAGGAUCGAAUUGAAAGAAGCUUGAACACCUUACAGAACCUUUCUAGCAGAACGAGAGAUGAGCUAAGGUCCGUAUCAGACUGAAGUUUUUAAUGGAGUGUCAUACACUGCCAACGUAUUAAGUUUUUACAUUUUCUUUUGAAAAGCAGAAUUUCCCAAGCACUACUGCAUUUUAUAUAAAAACAUUUAGUAUCA